GGCUGCGGCUGGGUCUGGGCUGGGGCGCUGGCCCGCGMGCUCGGCUUCCUUCUCUGCGCUCGGGUCCCACGCCCAGCUCGGCCAUGAACCGGUGCUCCGAGGCGGCGGCGGUGGCGGCCACCGUGCCAGGCUCGGGCGUCGGGGCCGCAGAGCAUCGGCCGCCCAUGGUGCCCCGCCAGGCGUCCUUCAUCCCGCCGCCGGUGCCCAACCCCUUCGUGCAGCAGACGGGGCUCGGCACGGCCAGGCUGCUGCAGGCUUUCCUUCUUGGAAUCGUCCUGCUCCCACUUCGGCUCAUUUUGAUUGGAUUGCUUUUCUUAUUAUCUUGGCCAUUUGCCGCCGCUUUCAUAGCUUGCUGUCCCGAGAAGCCGACUUACCCAGUGACCGACUGGAGACGGACACUUACUCAUUUGGUUUUGAGGUAUCUGGGUUACGCCCUCUACUUUUCCAUGGGAUUUAAAGUGAGUGUGAAAGGAAAGGCUGCCAGCGCUUUGGAAGCACCCAUUUUUGUUGUCGCCCCUCAUUCGUCCUUCUUUGAUGGGAUUGCCUGUAUUGUGUCUGGACUGCCUUCGUUGGUGUCUCGGUAUGAAACUGUCCAGAUCCCUAUGAUUGGCAGUCUCUUACGGGCUGUGCAGCCAGUGUUGGUGUCCCGUGUGGAUCCGGAUUCCCGAAAGAACACAAUAAAUGAAAUAGUAAAGCGAGCGACCUCCGGAGGGGAAUGGCCCCAGAUACUAGUUUUCCCAGAAGGUACUUGUACUAAUCGCUCCUGUUUGAUUACUUUUAAACCAGGAGCCUUCAUUCCGGGAGUCCCCGUGCAGCCCAUCCUCCUCAGAUACCCCAACAAGCUGGAUACUGUGACCUGGACAUGGCAAGGAUAUACAUUCAUCCAGCUCUGUGUGCUGACUUUCUGCCAGCCCUUCACAAAGGUGGAAAUCGAGUUUAUGCCUGUUCAAGUACCAAGUGAUGCAGAAAAAAACGAUCCUGUCCUUUUUGCCAAUAGAGUCCGCAAUUUAAUGGCAGAAGCUCUGGGGAUACCCGUGACAGAUCAUACCUAUGAAGACUGCAGAUUGAUGAUUUCAGCAGGACAGCUAACAUUGCCCAUGGAAGCUGGGUUGGUGGAAUUUACUAAAAUUAGCCAGAAAUUAAAAUUGGAUUGGGAUGGCAUCCGUAAGCAUCUGGAUGAAUAUGCAUCCAUUGCACGUUCCUCAAAAGGUGGAAGAAUUGGAAUUGAAGAAUUUGCUGAGUAUUUAAAAUUACCUGUUUCCGAUGUCUUGAGACAACUUUUUGCUCUCUUUGACAGGAACCAYGAUGGCACCAUCGACUUCAGAGAGUACGUGAUUGGCCUGGCYGUCUUGUGUCACCCGGCCAACACAGAGGAGAUCAUCCAGGUGGCAUUUAAGCUCUUUGAUAUUGAUGAGGAUGGCUAUAUAACAAAGGAAGAGUUUUCUACCAUUCUCCAGGCUUCCCUGGGGCUGCCCAACCUAGAUGUUUCGGGUCUCUUCAAGGAGAUUGCCCAAGGAGACUCUGUUUCCUAUGAGGAAUUCAAACGUUUUGCCUUAAGACAUCCAGAAUAUGCUAAGAUAUUUACAACGUACUUAGACCUCCAGACAAGCCAUGUGUACUCACUGCCCAGGGAAGUCCACACAGCUGCCUCGGUUGCAAGUAAUAAAGUCUGUCCUGAAGAUCAUGAAGAUAGGACCUCGGACAAAAAAGAUGACUGAAAGCAGCACCCCAUGAAGAAUAUUGAAAGUAUAAAAGCAUUUAUUGAUAGUAUUUCCAAUGGGCAUGUGAGGAAUGAUAUUUAAAAYGGGAAGCUUUUUUAUACACAUGAUAAGAUUUCUUACUAAAAAUGCUUUUAUUAACUAGCAGAUAUGAAGUGGCAUUCCUUCUCUUCUUUGUUAUAUUAUGCUUUACUGGUUUGUUUGCCAGUGAUAAAUACUGUAUAUUUUUAUGGAUUUUCCAGUUUCAUUAGCGUAAYCAAAUGAAUACACUGGCAAUCCUAGUUACUGGUCAGCAAUAAUCAACACUGGAAAGAGUUUUAAAAAAUACAAACACUGUUUAAUCCACUUUCCUCUA
Molecule: messenger RNA, 2073 nt
Organism: Urocitellus parryii (Arctic ground squirrel)
Lineage: Eukaryota; Metazoa; Chordata; Mammalia; Rodentia; Sciuridae
Gene: Lpcat2
Product: lysophosphatidylcholine acyltransferase 2
Cellular component (GO): endoplasmic reticulum
Molecular function (GO): calcium ion binding; lysophosphatidic acid acyltransferase activity; 1-acylglycerophosphocholine O-acyltransferase activity
Source: RefSeq, a predicted model, not a curated record